Tripterygium wilfordii is the source of this 2965-nucleotide messenger RNA. RefSeq lists its product as uncharacterized. Lineage: Eukaryota; Viridiplantae; Streptophyta; Magnoliopsida; Celastrales; Celastraceae. The transcript is spliced from 11 exons. The coding region runs from base 656 to 2704 and encodes 682 amino acids. The record is from RefSeq and is a predicted model, not a curated record. Gene Ontology annotation, molecular function: protein binding.
UUCAUUAGGAAUGCCACUGACUUCCAUCCAGUAAACGUUUGUAUGAUAUCUAUUCAUGGUGCUGGCUGCAAAUGUCUUUUCUACAUUCUCAGAGUCACUUUGUAUGUGACCCAAAGAGCAAGCAUAGUUCUAAAAGGAAUUUGAACGAGGGGCAAUUUUUGUGCCCCUUUCAUCAAAAAAUGAAGCGGAGAUGUGAUUCGUCGAAGCUUGAACCAGACAGCUUGAAGCCACAUUCUGGAUCUCAUAAUCUUUGGGUUGCUUUUCUUUCCAUCUGUAUUGUGCAACAUUUUGAGCCAUAUGGCCCCAAAUUCUUAGCAAAAGCUGCAAAACACAUUAUACUAUCAACAUAUCAAAUGUCAUUCAAGCAGUGUUUGAAUUUUCAAUUGAGUCUUUUGGAUUCGGUAUAAAUCAUUGAGACUAUGGACUCCUUGCUGAGAGAACUUAUUCAAGGCCUGUUUUUCUAAUUUUACUCUGCUCCAUAAUGUUAAGAUCUUCUUUCAAGUCCAUGUACUUCUGGAGGUUUCAAUGUCUGGCUCCAACAUUGUCCAUCCCGAAUUGGCGACAUAGAGGCCCAGAAGAGAAACUACCGUUGAAGAAGAAAAUUGGUGUUGGAUGAGAAGGAUGAGUAAGAUCCUAGAGAGCCAUAGUAGCAGCCAUGUCGAGUGGUGAGCGCAAAAGUUCACGAAUUAUUGAGCGGGAAGCACAAAAGGCCAAAGAAACAAAGAACCGAAGGAAGGGCAGAGAUACAUGCCAACUACCCAGAGGAAAGGAUGUAGAUUCUGUACAAGUCAGUUCCAAAUCAAAGAGUAGGAAAAAGGCCAAGAACAAGCAUGUUGAAGAUCUGGUUUUGAACACAGUUGACAGCCAAGUGCAGAAGGCUGAUAUUCAGUGUUAUAAUGAAGAUCAUCAUAUUAAUUCUGUUACCAUGUCGUCUAGAACUGCAUUACCAGAAAAGGGCAAGCUUGAAAUACUGCUAGGUGUAUUGAAAAGGAAAGACUCAAAUAAAUACUUUGCUCAACCAGUAGACCCAAAGAAGGUCAAAUAUUAUGAUGAGGUGAUUAAAGAACCAAUGGAUUUUGGGACAAUUGCGAAAAAACUUAAUGAAGGACGAUAUGAGGUGCUUGAAGAAUUUGAGUAUGAUGUAGUCUUGGUAUCCAGGAAUGCAAUGCAUUUCAAUGGUCCAAGAACGGUUUAUUACAAAGAGGCUGAAGGGAUAAAAGAGCUGUCUGAGCAGCUUUUUCGUGUUCUCAAAACCGAACCUGAGAACUUUGAAGAUGUAUUUUCCAAGGCUGAAAUGAAAUUCCCAAAUUCUAAGUCUUGGAACAAGAGAACUAACACUCAGACAAAAUCAAAAGAACCUAGAAAUGAGAGAAGAUUUGAAUAUACUGGACCAGAGCGACGCAGAACCUAUAAGCCUUUGAGUUCUCUUAGCGAGGAGUCUUCUGUGCUUAUACUUGAUGGUGAAUCAAAAGCACUCAAUCAGGUUAAUCAGAAUGGCGUAGGAUACGUUGAGAGUAUAUUGCGUUUUGCUAAGGAUUUGGGGCCAACAGCUCAGAAAUUUGCCAUGCAGAUGGCGAAAGGAUGCAGCUCUGAAGAUUUUAAAAUCGAGAAUGUGGCUUCGAGCUUUCAGUUUCAAGCUCCAAUGAAUCGAAUCCCUGCUGCGUUUUCUUCUGAAAUGGGUACAGAAAUUGCCCCUCCUUCAAAUUCAUUAGAGAACUUUGUUAGGUCUUUGGGUUGCGUACAAAGUGACUCUUUGAAUGGAGAAAAGAUAUCCGCAGCUGGCAACAUGAAUAGAUACUAUGCAAAUUUUGGAGGAAUUGCUCAUGCUAGUGAGAAGAGAGAAACCCCGGCCAACUUCCAACAGAAAAUUGUUCAAACAAGGAAUAGUUAUUCAAAUUUCGAAAAUGCAUUCGCAAACGAUGUGAUCAACAAAAAUGAUGGGCUUCAGCUCCGCUAUUUUCCUGUUUCCUCAUCUCAAAAUGGCACUAGUAGCAUGUUUACUGGAUGGAAGUCAAACGUUAUUCCUAACAAACUCUUGUCCUCAAAUAUGAUGCAAGAUUCGAUGAAUGAGGAUAAACCAGUUCAAACAGUGGAAAUUGCAUUUCCGAAGCCAACCAUGCAAGAGUUCUUUCGUACAAGAAAUAUUGGUGCUCCAUCUUAUUCAUGGUGGUGUUCUUCAAAAGCUGCACCAGAGUUGAUUGGGAGACAAGCUUUUAGCUCUAUGCAAGGUGAAGGUUCACAGUAUCUUGGUAGCGAAAUGCAUCAAGUUCAAGCUGCAACUGUUGGGGGAUGUGGAGGCUUUAGAAGCCAUCUGGAGCAAGAAGGUCAAGUUUUAAAUGGUCUUAAGGCACCAGUGCAAAAGUCGCAGUAUUUUCAAGCUUUGACUAUUGGAGGUAAGAGCUAUGGAGGCAAUUUAAAUCAAGGAGGCCGACUUUCAAGUGGUUAUGACCUGCCAAUUGUGGAGCCAACGCUCAGUCGUGGUCUGACUGAUGAGGAGGUCUCUAUAAUGAAUGGAGGCAAUCUAGAAAUGGGAGGCCUGGUUCGGAAUCAGUUUAAGCCAACUGUGCUUGGAACUACACAGAUGCAAACAAUGACAAGCCAGCAAGAUGCAAGCAGCAGAGGCGAUUUUCGGCAAGGAGGCCAAGUUUACAACUUAUUCAAUCUGCAGAGCUGGAAUCACAACUCAUUCAAGCAGAGUGACUGAAAGGGGAAGGCAUUAGUAUAGAAUAAAUUUAGAACAGGGAGGAUAACUUUGGAAAUUGUGUUUGAAAAAUGAGCAGUAAGUAUUGGACAAAGAACUCAUUCUAUUCAUGUUUUAAAGUAGACUAAGUAUCAAGCCCGCGCCUUGCAGCAGCGGAUGUUAUACUUUUUGGUUUUUAUUUGUCUGGUGUGUUUCGGAUAAUUUUGAAGUAGUUUUUAUUAUCGCAUGUUAUGGAUGAAGUUUGGCGUUUAAUUGAAAUGAAAU